Salvelinus sp. IW2-2015 is the source of this 1228-nucleotide messenger RNA. RefSeq names its product myotubularin-related protein 10. The record is from RefSeq and is a predicted model, not a curated record. NCBI's taxonomy places the organism in Eukaryota, Metazoa, Chordata, Actinopteri, Salmoniformes, Salmonidae.
CAACAUAGACCGAUGCUCCUCCCCUGUCUGUCUCCUCCCAAAUGUAAACAUGGCCGUUGUGUCCAUAGCAACAAGGAUAGCAAAGCCUUGGAUAUAAUGCUGCUAGCUAGCUAAAUACGAAAGUUAUCACUGCUGUAUGCCAGCAGGGUUUACGUUGUGGAGUUCUUCUCCAGUAAAUUAGCGAAUUAACUCACGGUCUGCAGCUAGGCGUUCGCAAAGUUAUGCGAAUGGAAUGCUUGCUAGUUAGCUAAAGCUAGCUAGGUUGUUUGACGAAGUAAAAGUUGCUUGCUAGCAGCUAACUACAAGGCUAGCUGGCUACUAGUAACUUGUUCACGAGGAGGACAACCAGAGCUCGCCAGAACAGCAUCUGUGUUGACACGAAACGAAAGGAGGUACCCAGCAAGCUAUCCCGGCCUGAUCCAAAUGGGGAAAUCUAUCUCGAAAAAUGGACUGUAUUGUUGACUACUUCACAUUUUCAGCAGUUUAUUUUUUAGCUGUUGUUAUUGUGCUAGCCAAGGUACAAGUUAGUUAACGUUUGACAUUCUUUUCUCACUGAAAUCUUGGAAGUAUCCAUUAAUCAUCUGUUGUUAUUGGACUCAAGCUAUUAAUAAUGUUUUCUGUGAAGCCCUUGAAACCAACCUUUAAAUCCUACCUUCUGCCUGUACAGACUGAUCUGAAAAAAACUCCACAGCCACCUAUCAAGAAGUUAGAGGCCAAGUUACUUCCAGGSGAGAUUGUGGUGAACGAAGUGAGCUUUGUGAGGAAGUGCAUCGGAGCAGAUAGCAGCCAUGGUGACCUGUGGGGGAAGCUGAUAUGCACCAACUUCAAGGUUUCCUUCAUCACCCAUGAUGCCCUCCCCAAGCAGAGGUUCCAGGUUGCCAACCGUCUGCUUGGAGAGCACGAUGUUCCCCUGGCGUGUGUGGAGCAAGUGGUGACAGUGAACGAUGCUAAGGGGAAGCAGAAGGUUCUGUGUUCCAACCAGAAGCUGAAGUUUAAUCCCACCGAGCUCAUCCUUUACUGCAAAGGACUCCGAAUCAUCAGGUUCGCUUUGACGAGGCUGGGCCCCAGAGCCCAAGAAGGUUUGCGAUAUAAGCUUUCUGAACAAAAUGGACACUUUUGAUGUAUAAACACUAUAUACAUUUUACAUGGUGUUGACUCUUGAAUUGAACCUGAGGCUAAAUACCAGCCAUCUAGCAUGGUAAUCCUCCAACUCAACUCUGCCUCACCA